UCGAGCGAAAGAGACAAGAUGGGCCAUCAGCAGCUCUACUGGAGUCACCCCCGAAAAUUCGGACAGGGUUCUCGAUCCUGCCGGGUAUGCUCGAACAGACACGGUCUGAUCCGUAAAUAUGGACUCAACAUGUGCCGCCAGUGCUUCAGGCAGUACGCUCAUGACAUCGGCUUCGUCAAGCUGGACUAAAUGUCGCAUCCUCGGAUGGGUCCAGUGAUCUCUGGAUGGCUGGCCAAGAUGGGAUAAUUUAGCACUGCAAAUAAAUGUGUUUUUUUUCUCCAA
Anarrhichthys ocellatus (wolf-eel) is the source of this 282-nucleotide messenger RNA. It is a transcript of the gene rps29, whose product is annotated as ribosomal protein S29. Gene Ontology annotation, molecular function: zinc ion binding; structural constituent of ribosome. Gene Ontology annotation, biological process: cytoplasmic translation. Gene Ontology annotation, cellular component: ribosome; cytosolic small ribosomal subunit. The transcript is spliced from 3 exons. Bases 19 to 189 code for a protein of 56 amino acids. The record is from RefSeq and is a predicted model, not a curated record. Lineage: Eukaryota; Metazoa; Chordata; Actinopteri; Perciformes; Anarhichadidae.